UCCUCUGGAAAAACAAAACAAAAACAUUUGCACUGUUCAUAACAGAUUUCUAUUUACACUGUACAUAACAGAUAACAUUUGUAUUAGAUUGCACUAUGUAUGUGUGUAUGUAUGUAUGUGUGUGUCUGUGUGUGUAUGUACGCAUGUGUUUAACUAUUUUCUAUUUUUUAUUAUUAUCUAUGUCUUGCUGCUGUUUUUGUAUUGUUUUGUAUUGUUGUACACUGGAAGCUCAUGUCACCAAGACAAAUUCCUUGUAUGUGUAAGCAUACUUGGCAAUAAAGCUCUUUCUGAUUCUGAUUCUGAUAUAGCCAUCAUGUGAUCAUGUGGCUGUCAACUGAAAGGCAACACCUGAAACAAAUUGGCCUCAAUCACCUGACAUCCUAAAAGGCAACACUGGUCUAGCUGUUGUAUUCACUCUACUUUUGCUUGUAUCUCUCAAGGACUUUUAAAGCCUUUGACUGAAAUGUUUUCAAAGGAAGUAGUUGUUAUACAGUAGGGUUUUACAGAUUUAAUACAGGAACAAGAUUAUUAAUAGGAAGAGAGGAAGCCAGUGAACUGGUUAAGGACCAGUUAAAUUAAUUUAAUUGAUGAAAAUGGUAAAAUACUGUGGCAGUGGAAUGACUUUUGUUAGGGUUGAAGUUUUCCCUUUGUUUUUAUUAAGUAAUGCAACCCAUGUGGUGCUCAUUUGGUAGUAAGAUUUAUGUUCUUAUUUUUGAUAGAUGAAUGCUUUAUUCAUGGUCUGCCUUACAGUUUGUCUACCCCUGUUGCACAGUGCACCAAUCCAUCUUGGUGCUAUCACAUGCCAUCAUGUAGUGAUGUCACUUGGGAUGCACUUGCCAGGAAAGAGUGUAAUGGCACUCAACAGUCUCCAAUAGACAUUGUAACUGCCAAUGUUCAAGCUGAUGCCAAUUUAACCUCUUUUAACUUCACUGGUUAUGAUGACAACACCACCUUAACUGAGAUUGAAAAUACUGGCAAGACAAUUAAGGUUACUCUUGAUGAUAAGAAAAUGUACGUAGAAGGAGGUGAUCUACCAGGCUUGUUUACCAGUACGCAGUUUCAUCUUCACUGGGGUAAUGGCAGUGCCAUGCCUGGAUCUGAACACACUGUAGAUGGCAAACGAUAUCCUAUGGAGUUGCAUAUAGUGAAUAAGGCUGUUCGUACUGCAAAUGUGUCGAGUGAUUCUGUAUUAGCUGCCUUUGGUUUCUUCAUUGAGGCCUCGAAUGCCACUCUGAAACCAAAAAGCUGGAAGACCUUAACAUCCUAUCUAGCAAAAAUUGCCAAUGCAGGUGCUAAAAUGCACAUCAACCAUUCUAUCUCCAUGGAUGAUCUGCUUCCUGGAAUGGACAGGACUAAAUAUUACCGUUAUCUUGGUUCUUUGACCACACCCAACUGCAAGGAAGGUGUAGUGUGGACAGUCUUCAAAAACUCCAUCAAAGUCAGCCAGGAUUUGAUCGACCUCUUCAGUGCAGCUGUCUACAUCAACACAUCGACAAACUCCCCCCUAAUGACCUACACUUUCAGAGGUGUUCGGCCAAUCAAUAGCAGGUUUGUGACGUCGCAUGUGGCAGGUGGCAUGUCGCUAUUCCACAUAGUGGACAGAAAUGUCAAAAGCCUGUUAGGCCUACCAGAGAGUAUGAGGUUAAAUCUCAUCCAACUCGGCCCAGGGGUACAUACUGUACAACAACAGGCUCAUGAGACAACUGAUUAUAAGGACCUGUUUCGUACUGACACUGUUGGCAAGCUUCCAGUUGUGUAUCACAUGGGGCUGGAUGAAUCUGUGCAUCCCACUGUGUGUGCCCCCAGAAGGAUCCCUCUAGCUAUGAAAGACAAAGUAGCCCAAGAGUUGGAAAGAAUGACUAGACUGGGCAUCAUCUCGCCCGUGGAGGAGGCAACCCCUUGGGUGUCUGCUAUGGCAGCUGCAGUCAAGAAGGAUGUCACAGUACACAUAUGCAUUGACCCCGUGCACCUUAACAUGCUCUCCUGA
Molecule: messenger RNA, 1987 nt
Organism: Myxocyprinus asiaticus (Chinese sucker)
Lineage: Eukaryota; Metazoa; Chordata; Actinopteri; Cypriniformes; Catostomidae
Product: carbonic anhydrase 4-like
Exons: 9
Coding region: 701-1987 (428 amino acids)
Cellular component (GO): plasma membrane
Molecular function (GO): zinc ion binding; carbonate dehydratase activity
Source: RefSeq, a predicted model, not a curated record